AUGGUAGGAGAGUGCUCUGCUGGUCUCCGCUUUCACAAUCCGCACACUAUCAGUUCCUUACCGCCAUUCCAAGGGCGAUUGUCGAAGCUUUUCCGACUGAAGAACCGACCAAGCAAGCUCUUACCCAAGAUGUCUUCCAGACUAGCUCUUGUGACGAAUGAUGACGAUGCGCCAGUCAACUCCUUUGCCGAUACGAGUCGAUCCGGGAACGUUCAUGUAAUUGCUCGAAUUCGUCCUUUCCAUCAAAUCGAAAUUGACAACGGAUGUCAGACGAGCGUCUUCGCGGUAGGGAAGCCUACAGAAUUAAACGCCAAAGCAGAGAGGGCCGCUCGCUUGGGGAUUACUGAGAAAGAUGCCAACGCGCCGCUUUCUCUUGGUGGUGCGUCCUCCAUCGAUAGUGACGAUUUGCUUCUGGACGAGCUUCUCGAUGAAAAUUGUACUUACACCGAAAAUUCCGCACACACGUCAUCAAUGGAAGAAAGCAUCACAAACGAACCAAUUGACACCGAUGUUAAACAGCCAGCUGAAGUUGCUUCUAAGUUCCUCAUUGUUCGACAGUCAAAAAACAGAAAACUUACUGAAACUUUGUUCGAGUUCGAUGCCGUGCUUGCGCCUGACGCGACUCAAGUUGAUGUCUACAAUUCCGUUAAAGGUCCGGUUCAGAACAUUUUGCGUGGAUGCAAAACGACUGUUGUUGCAUGUGGUCAAGCUGCAACUGGAAAAUCGUACACAGUGAUUGGACCAGCAGGUAGCAAGAGCCAAGAAGACUCAGCCAAGCUUACGGAACACGACGGUUUAAUUCUGAGAACCGUGCACGAUUUGUACGAUGCUAAGCAAACUUUCGCGAAGAAUGGGAAAGAUUUAGCCAUCGAGCUUACAUAUAUUGAGAUUCACAAUGACAAAAUCCGAGAUUUACUGGCUGAUAACAAUCAUGCUAUGCGCCUUAUGGAUCAGGGAUCUGAUUCUGGCGUGCAUGUAAAAGGCAUUGAGGUUGCUACCGUGGAAUCAAUUCCCCAAAUUCAUGCGCUACUCUACGAUGCGGCGCUGCGACGCAAAACAGCUCCAUUAAAACAAAAUCGACACUCAAGUCGGUCACAUGCUAUAUGCACGGUGACGACGAUGGUCAAGCCAUUGGAUAAUUCAUCACAAGCGUGUGUUGGAAAGUUGACAUUAGUUGAUUUACCAAGCUCUGAGAGAAUCAAGGAAACUGGUGUAAAGGGAGAAAGGCGCCAGGAAGCCAUCCAAAACAAUAAAGACCUGUUUACGUUGGGAAAGGUAGUGCUGUCUCUAUCGGAAAAGAGUAAACACAGAUUCCAUUGGACCCAAAAGCAUGUUCCGUUUCGAGACUCCAAGCUUACUAGACUAUUACGAGAUUCGUUGGGAGGUAACUGUUGCACACUGUUGCUGGCAUGCGUCUCCCCGGCUGACAUUCACGCGGCCGAUUCGCUGAAGACAUUGCAAUAUGCGGAACGCGUCACAGCCAUUCGUUCUGCUUCAGAGCUCAAUGACAAGCAGCCAGAGUCGGAAGAUAAUACGAGUUCUUCUUUUGAUGUUCAAUCCGUUACACCACUUUCUGUGGGAUCCUUCGUGGAUUCACAGGUUCCUGAUGACGUCCAGAUGCUGAGCGCUAAACUUGACAUGUGCAAUGACAUGUUAGAGAAGCUGGAGGCCAAAAGUUUUGAUCGAGAGUCUCGACUCCGUGCUUCCAAUGAGAAUGUCUGCAGAAUCGAUCAACUAUAUGGUGAACUAGAUGGGCUUUUCGCAAAAGUCGAUGCUUGCAACGAGAAGCUUUGGAAGCUGGAGACCCAUACAUUCGAAGAAGAGACUAGCAUAGGAAUAGACUCAGCGGGAUCAUUCGAAGAUAUAAGACCAGCAAACAUGCUUCUUCUCAGUCACGAAGUUGAUGACCUUUUGUUAAGGCUGAACUCAUGUAGCGAGCAGCUUCGUCAUUUGGAUUUAUGCUCGUGCAGCAUCACAGUGAUGGAUAAAGUCGUUGAUAUCGGGCAAGCUACUUCCGCCAAUACAUCUUGCAAAAUCAUUGCUGAGUUGGAUGGGUCGGACCACACCCUUACGGACUUGGCGACAUUUGAAGUUUUUGAUGCGCUUGAGUCAAAUUUUAUAACCGAAGAGCGCAAUGAUGAUCAUGAAUUUGUGUCAUCCAACGUUGCUCCUGAAAAAGAUAGCUUAAUGACGGGGAUACCUGGUCUCGAAAAGGAACACACAACUUUCUCCGAUACCGAAGAUGAAGUGCAAGUGAACGACACUAACCAAAAAUUUGAGCAAACGGUACGAGUCGUCCUUUCAGAAAAAAAAGACGGGGUCUCACCAGAAUUGCAUCAUAUUCAACAGGCCCAAAAAGCUAGCGAGUGUCACUGCGAAUUCUCUGUCUUUGCAACGAAUCCCGAACACGCCGAAUUUUAUCUUCCGAAGUUGGCAAUCUCUUGCGAAUGUGGCAAGGAGCAAUCAGUAUCACUUGUUACUGGCACGGAACCGAGCGCUCUCGAGAACAUCCUACGUAGUUGGCAGGUUAUGUUCCUUCACUCUUUGUCUAUUUCUGAUGCCGUGUCUUUUGUUUAUUCAUAUAAGCACCAAGCUGCAGAGAUGGCGAAAGAACUUUUCCAUUGGCGAACAACAAGAAAUAUGACAUCCUUUCGGCCAAGUCUCUGCGCAGUUGCUUUGCAUGUCUGGAACCGAACCUGUCAAACCGUCAUCAAAUCGAUUUUCGAACAACAGGCCACUGGGAUCAAGAAGCUCGAUCGACCGGACUUGUUGCAGGUAAGGCUGGCAACGGCAACCCGUAAAGUCCUAAUGGAGCAGCGCUACCAGAAGAUUGAAUGCAUUGAAAUUAGUGGUCUGUCUUGA
Messenger RNA from Phaeodactylum tricornutum CCAP 1055/1, 2862 nucleotides. RefSeq names its product kinesin family-like protein (gene Pt-KIF3). Bases 1 to 2862 code for a protein of 953 amino acids. Gene Ontology annotation, biological process: microtubule-based movement; mitotic spindle organization. NCBI's taxonomy places the organism in Eukaryota, Bacillariophyta, Bacillariophyceae, Surirellales, Neidiaceae. Gene Ontology annotation, molecular function: microtubule motor activity; ATP binding; microtubule binding. The transcript is spliced from 3 exons. The record is from RefSeq and is a predicted model, not a curated record.